UCUCUGUCGCUUCUCGGUCGCUCGCCUCCUCCGUGACCUCUCCUCUCUCACUGGAGACAUCUUUGCUGCGUCUCGACCCGCUCCCUCGUCGCCCUUUGCACUCCGUGCACAGCAAGCCGCUCUUUGAUUUUUCUUUAUGGCGUUUUCUCCUUUUCUCAUAAACUUCAUCGCCUGUGAGCAGUCGCAUUGCCUCGCUGAAAUCGAGCGCGUGACCUUCAGUCCCACUCCCGGCUGCACGUCCCUCUCCCGGGAGGUGUUCGCGCUGACGACCCGCGCCGCCUUCGCGCUGCAGUGCCCGGGCUACCCGGGGGUCCAGAUAGAUAACACCCAGGCAAUGAAGAAAGGAAAGAAAAGAGAAGUCACAACAAAUAAAUGCCUGGAACAAGUUUCACAAAUACUGGGAUUGUGGCGUCGUUUCCGUCGACCUUUUCAGAAACAAAAGAAACGUUCUUUGUUAUGGUCAUAUCUCACAGCAUGAAAAGAAAUCAUUUUUAUUAAGUAGAUAGAACAUUAACUCUAACUGUGACAUUUAAAACACAACCAAUAGCUAUUUUUUAAAUACAGAAAAAUUUAACUUAUUUUUGUAAGCUUUCUUUUUUUUGAGACAGAGCCUCAAGCUGUCACCCUGGGUAGAGUGCU
Molecule: messenger RNA, 639 nt
Organism: Nycticebus coucang (slow loris)
Lineage: Eukaryota; Metazoa; Chordata; Mammalia; Primates; Lorisidae
Gene: TSLP
Product: thymic stromal lymphopoietin
Exons: 2
Coding region: 137-478 (113 amino acids)
Molecular function (GO): cytokine activity
Source: RefSeq, a predicted model, not a curated record